This is a messenger RNA of Durotheca rogersii, 1638 nucleotides long. RefSeq lists its product as uncharacterized. NCBI's taxonomy places the organism in Eukaryota, Fungi, Ascomycota, Sordariomycetes, Xylariales, Xylariaceae. The record is from RefSeq and is a predicted model, not a curated record. Bases 458 to 1030 code for a protein of 190 amino acids. The transcript is spliced from 2 exons.
CGUCCAGCCCCCCCUCCUCCCCAAUAGGCUCCCUGUCGCUCAACGUGGAACGACAAGGAGAGCAAAAGACCAGACGGGCGAAUAUGCGGCGAACAUGACUGGACGAGACCAGCCUAUCCGUAUGUGCAUUCCUGACGCUAUGCUAUCUCAGAGAGGCAUCAUCCGGGCUUGGAACCAAGCCCAGCAUCGUCACUAGAACUCUAGAAGCGGGAGAGAUAUGGUAAGCUGGCGAAAAGUAAAGCCUACGAUAGAUGGAGUGGGUGUGUAUUACCCACCUACAAUGAGGUCCGUGGUGAGUUGAAGCCUACCGCCCACAGCGAUGCCACCGCGCCGGCUUAAACGUAUAUCCACCUGUACCCGUAUAAUAGGGUCGAAGAAGAAUCCGGGAUUCUAUUUCGAGAAAACGCACCCACUGCCAGAUCCAUAACGAGACGAGGUAUGCCGAGCUAUCACGGCUAUGAUCCCAGAGGUGCGUCGGAGUAACGCGCUGCGCCUCGCACGACUAGGACAUGAUGACGAACGGACUACGACGCCUAAUGAGCUCUGGAUGGCGGAGAGUCGUCAGGAUCCAGUGCGUAUCCCGUACGCAUACGUAGGAUAUCUCCCCGCAUCGCUGGGCGCUCCAUCACCGCAGCGACACGGUCUCCGAGGACGCCGACGAGCUGGUCCGACACACCACUCUCGUCGACACCCCUCUCGGAAAAGUCUAUGUACAUACACAUACCUAUGUAUACAAAUACAUAUAUGGGAAAGACCUCCGGGUUCCGGGUCACAGUCACGGCCCCAGAAGCAUCCUUGCAGCGGAUGCACGGCACUCUGCCCAGCAGAGCUCGGCAGACCUUUAACACCUGCCAGACGCGGAAAAGAGGAGCACCAACCAGUUAAUACUCCGUCGGAAAUCGAGUCGAGCCUUCGUAACGCCGGUGGAAACACAGCUGCACCGAAGAAUCGAUUCGCGACAAUGGUCAGUGUUCGGAAGCCGAGGUCGACCAGAUCGGUCCAAGCCUGCCACUGUCUCGCUUGUAUAUAGUGGCAGUGCUGCGUCAGUUAACCCGCUCUAGGGCUAUGAUCUUCACCUCGGUGACACGGCGCCCAGUGCACUGCCCCAAUCUGUCUUGUGCAGAUCGUAGCGUGUCGCCGGCCAUAGCCAGGGGGCGGGGGGAGGGCACUCCCGUUUCUCUUUUUUUCCUUUUUUGCUUGCUUUGGGCUGAUAUUCGCCGAUUGGAGACGCAGGUGAGGUUGUAGGCGUUAGAUACGGCAGCAUCCAAUCGGCUGUUCGCCAAGAGGACAAUGCGCAGAAACAUCGCAACGACGGUCUCAUACCCGGCCAGCAUCACAUCUACCAUAGGAUGAAGUUGUCCUGGAAGGUUGGUUAAGCAGUUGCUGCGUCGGCGCGCGCUACAGCAUCAAGGGAGGAAAAAAAGACAGAUUGUAUGAGCAAGUAGCUUGGUUUCACGCAUCAAGUCAACCCAGUUGGCGAUUUGCACUAGAGGUAGCGCCUCGUCUCAACCGGGGAGGAAUUCGUAUAGACCUAGCUGAUUGACAAGAUUGUGGAAAUGGCUCGAAACGAACGCGUUAAGCAUAGAAACAAUAAAUCCAGCAUUCGAUAUACCUAUAACGGAUGUUACUACAGACACG